Molecule: messenger RNA, 2694 nt
Organism: Populus nigra (black poplar)
Lineage: Eukaryota; Viridiplantae; Streptophyta; Magnoliopsida; Malpighiales; Salicaceae
Product: potassium transporter 5-like
Exons: 9
Coding region: 44-2482 (812 amino acids)
Biological process (GO): potassium ion transmembrane transport
Cellular component (GO): membrane
Molecular function (GO): potassium ion transmembrane transporter activity
Source: RefSeq, a predicted model, not a curated record
GCGAGGCAGCUUUCAGAAAGGAAACAAUAGCGGUAAGAAGAAUAUGACGGAAACAAACCAGAUGGAAAUGGCAGAAGAAGCAAAAACAACAGAAGUGGAAACUAAGCUGAAAGAUCGAAAGUUAUCAUGGGCAAAGCUACGUCGCGUCGACUCCCUCAAUUUGGAGGCUGGAAGAGUUUCCAUGCCUCGUAGCCACACCUCUAAGAUCAAUUGGAAGAGGACGUUGAGCUUGGCAUUUCAAAGCGUUGGAGUAGUAUAUGGAGACAUAGGAACCUCUCCACUUUACGUAUAUGCAAGCACUUUCACCGACGGCACUAUUCACGAAAACGAGGACAUUCUCGGGGUAUUGUCCCUCAUCAUCUAUACCAUAGUGCUCGUGCCCAUGAUUAAGUACGUCUUCAUCGUGCUUAGAGCCAACGAUCAUGGUGACGGUGGAACAUUUGCACUCUAUUCGUUGUUAUGCCGGUAUGCAAAGGUGAGCUUAAUUCCAAAUGACCAGCCAGAGGACAGUCAACUAUCUAACUACAAGCUUGACACGCCAUCUAGUCAGUUGAGACGGGCUCAAGAGAUAAAAGAGAAGAUGGAAAGUAGUAAAACCAUUAAAAUCGUACUUUUCCUAGUAACCAUUCUGGGAACUUCUAUGGUCAUUGGAGAUGGCGUCCUAACUCCAUGCAUAUCAGUUCUUUCAGCAGUGAGUGGGAUCAAGUCCCUUGGUGAAGAUACCGUUGUGGGUGUUUCAAUUGCAAUCUUGAUUGUCCUAUUCACUCUUCAGCGGUUGGGCACCGAUAAAGUGGGCUACGCUUUCGCCCCAGUUAUCUUCUUGUGGUUUUCAUUCAUUGGUGGAAUCGGUCUUUUCAACUUGUUCAAGUAUGAUCUUGGUGUAUUACGUGCCUUCAAUCCAAAAUAUAUAAUCGAUUACUUCAAAAGAAAUGGCAAGCACGGAUGGAUUUCACUUGGUGGGGUAGUUCUAUGCAUUACAGGGACUGAAGCUAUGUUUGCUGAUCUAGGUCACUUUAGCGUCAGGGCAAUUCAAAUUAGUUUCUCCAGCGUAGUGUUUCCUGCAUUACUAGCUGCAUAUGCUGGGCAAGCAGCAUACCUUUCCAAAUUCCCGAAUGACGUGUCUGAUACCUUCUACAAGUCUGUGCCAGAUCCAUUAUAUUGGCCAAUGUUUGUUGUUGCUGUUGCUGCUGCAAUUAUUGCUAGCCAAGCCAUGAUUUCAGGAGCAUUUUCAAUAGUUGCUCAAUCCUUGAGUCUCAAUUGUUUUCCCAGGGUUAAGAUUGUUCACACUUCUGCUAAGUAUGAGGGUCAGGUUUACAUACCUGAGAUCAACUACAUGCUUAUGGUUGCUUGUGUAAUCGUCACUUUGGCAUUCAGGACAACUGAAAAGAUUGGACAUGCCUACGGAAUUGCUGUGGUUGCUGUUAUGGUUAUGACAACCUGUAUGGUUACACUUAUAAUGCUAGUUAUAUGGAAGGCAAGGGUGUUAUCGGUAACUCUUUUCUUUUUUGUAUUUGGUGCUAUAGAGGUCGUUUAUCUGUCAGCUGUACUAUACAAAUUCAAACAAGGUGGGUACCUUCCAUUAGCAUUAUCUUUUUUCUUAAUGGUGGCCAUGGGGACAUGGCAUUAUGUGCACAGAGAAAGGUACCUAUACGAGCUUAAAAACAAGGUCUCUAGUGAAUAUAUCAGGCAACUGGCGGCAAACGCAAAUAUGAACCAGCUACCGGGAAUAGGACUUUUGUACUCUGAGCUUGUCCAGGGCAUUCCUCCAAUAUUCCCUCACUUCAUUUCCAACAUACCUUCCACUCAUUCAGUUCUAGUGUUUGUUUCAAUUAAGUCUAUUCCAAUAAGUAAGGUGGCAAUCGAGGAGCGAUUUCUGUUCCGACAAAUCGAGCCACAAGAGUACCGUAUGUUCCGAUGUGUUGUGAGGUAUGGAUACAAAGAUGCAAUUGUGGAGUCUCAUGAGUUUGAAAGGCAGCUGGUCGAACACUUGAAAGAAUUCAUCCGGCACGAAUACUUCAUUCAUGAAGAAGGCAACAUUGAAUCAACAUUUGAACCAGAGAACAUCCAACAUUCCAAUCUACUUGUAGAGAAGGAUGGAAAAGGAAGACGAUCAACAACAGUUCAUGUUGAGGAACCACUACAACAGCCUAAUCAGUCAUUCAGCGCACCCCGUGUUUCAUCAGGUUCCAUCCGAUCCAUCAGUGGAAUCAACUUGUCAAAUUCUUCUGCUGGAAUCGCAUCUGCCCAGGUCUCUAAAGGUGCUGAAGACGAGAUCGAGUUUGUACAAAAAGCCAUGGAGAAAGGUGUGGUUUAUCUGCUAGGAGAAACUGAAGUGGUGGCAGAACCAAAAUCAUCCUGGUUCAAGAGACUAGUUGUUAACCACGUGUAUUCUUUCCUGAGGAAGAACUUCAGAACAGGGGAGAAAUUUUUGGCAAUCCCACGAACAAGGAUUCUCAGGGUUGGAAUGACAUAUGAGAUAUGAUAUUGUGCUUGAACUUUGAUGUGGAAAGAAAAUGUGUGCGAGCAUGGUGCCAGUACUUCUGUUGCAGCUUGUUCGCAGCAGAAGUUACUGACUUUUUUAUGUAUAUUUGUAUGAUCGUUGUCAAGAGUGCUCUAUUACAUGUAAUACAAAAGAAUGGCUCUAGAUCGAGCCAUUAAGAUUGUAUUUUAGUGAAUCGGUCUUGCUACUUGUAA